UUAGCAGGAAAUAGCCCGCUAGACCCGUUCAACGGUGGGCGCAGCAUAUAACGGAGGAAUUAAAGGUGUCCUGUUAAGAUUCUGAAAGCAUAGAGAUCCUACGCUUACUGCUUUUGCGGCUGUUCGCGUCCUACCGCCUAUAGGUUUUACAGGCUCAUGGGAAAAAAGUUUUGACUGUUCAGAAGUUUCCAGGGUGUCUUUCCAUUCCUGCAAGUUGUGAAGAGAUACUGAUACGACUAAUAAAAUGCCGAAAACGAUCUGCGUGAGAGUCACUACAAUGGAUGCAGAACUGGAGUUUGCCAUCCAGCCAAGCACAACAGGCAAACAGCUCUUUGACCAGAUUGUGAAGACGAUUGGGCUGCGGGAAGUCUGGUUUUUUGGACUGCAAUACCAAGACACCAAAGGCUUCUCCACAUGGCUGAAACUUAACAAGAAGGUGACAGCCCAGGACGUGCGGAAGGAGAACCCCCUGCUGUUUAAAUUCCGAGCCAAGUUCUACCCAGAAGACGUGGCGGAGGAGCUGAUUCAAGACGCAACGCAAAGGCUGUUCUUCCUGCAGGUGAAGGAAGCAAUACUCAAUGAUGACAUCUACUGUCCGCCAGAGACAGCUGUCCUGCUGGCCUCUUACGCUGUCCAGGCCAAGUACGGUGACUACAAAAAGGACCUCCACACACCUGGAUACCUUUCUAAUGACAAGCUGCUUCCCCAGAGAGUCCUGGAACAGCACAAACUAAACAAGGAGCAGUGGGAGGAGAGGAUUCAAGUAUGGCAUGAGGAACACAAGGGUAUGCUGAGAGAGGACUCCAUGGUGGAGUAUCUCAAGAUUGCACAAGAUCUUGAGAUGUAUGGAGUGAACUACUUUAACAUCAAGAACAAGAAAGGCUCAGAGCUGUGGCUGGGUGUGGACGCCCUGGGACUCAACAUAUACGAGCAAUCCGACAAGAUGACACCCAAAAUUGGAUUCCCAUGGAGUGAAAUUAGAAACAUCUCAUUCAAUGACAAGAAGUUUGUGAUCAAACCAAUUGAUAAGAAGUCACCGGACUUUGUGUUCUAUGCGCCACGCUUGCGCAUCAAUAAGAGGAUCCUGGCGCUGUGCAUGGGGAACCACGAGCUGUACAUGAGGAGAAGGAAGCCUGACACCAUCGAGGUGCAGCAGAUGAAGGCACAGGCCCGCGAGGAGAAGCACCAGAAACAGAUGGAGAAGGCUCUGUUGGAGAAUGAGAAGAAGAAACGAGAAAUUGCCGAGAAGGAGAAAGAAAAGAUUGAGCGUGAGAAGGAGGAGCUGAUGGAGAGGCUAAGGCAGAUAGAGGAGCAGACGAGAAAGGCUCAGCAAGAGCUGGAGGAGCAGACUCGCAGAGCUCUGGAGCUGGAGGAGGAGAGGAGGCGCGCCCAGGAGGAGUCAGAGCGGCUGGGGAGGGAGCGCAGAAUGGUGGAGGAGGCCAAAGCUGCUCUGCUGCAGCAGUCUGAGAACCAGAUGAAGAACCAGGAACAUUUGGCCACAGAACUGGCUGAGCUGACCUCGAAGAUCUCACUGCUAGAGGAUGCUAAGAGGAAGAAGGAGGAAGAGGCGGAUCAGUGGCAGAAGAAGGCUACUUUGGUUCAGGACGACCUGGAGAGGACCAAACAGGAGCUGAAGAGCAAGGUGAUGACGGCCCACGUCCCGGAGCCCGCCGAAAACGAACACGACGAGAACGACGAGAGCAGCGCCGAGGCCAGCGCCGAGCUCACCUCCGCCGGGACCUGCCGGGACCGCAGCGAGGAGGAGCGCAUGACCGAGGCGGAGAAGAACGAACGCGUGCAGAAGCACCUGCUGGCCCUGAGCUCAGAGCUAGCCAACGCUCGUGACGAAACCAAGAAGACAGCCAACGACCUGAUCCACGCAGAGAACGUGCGGGCCGGCCGCGACAAGUACAAGACCCUGCGACAGAUCCGGCAGGGCAACACCAAGCAGCGCAUCGACGAGUUUGAGUCCAUGUGAUCUGCGUCGGCCAAUGGCGCCACUCGAAACACUCCGGAAAAAGGAGACGAUAGCGGGCCUGCUCCACAUGUCUGUUGAUCACGCCUUCUCCCCCCGCAGGAGUCCACAGGUUCAAGCCUGCAUACUUUUUUUUGUGUUCAAGCCUGUUGGCUCGUCCCAUUUGUAAGGAUAGGCAUCAUUUUAAAGUAUUUUCCCUCCAGCAAUACCUGAUUCUGUGGGUGAGAUGUUAUAUUUGUGUGGGAAAAAAAAGAACUGUAUCUAGUGAAAAACAAAGUCAAGUAUGUAUGUCUUUGUACAUAAAUCACACAUAAUCAAUCAGUAUUUGUAAGACUAUAAGAAACAACAGCACUGACCAUCUUGCUUUAUAAAACCAUAUUGCAUUUUUUUGUCUUGUGCUGUUGGAAGGAACACUAAUUAUCAGUAUUUUAGGAUGCUCAGUGUUUUGGCUUCCUGCAGUAAAACUGGAAGGUAAAUAUCAAGGAAUGAAAAAGUGUUUUUCAGUUCAGGUGCCAUUAAUUUUGCAAUAUUCAUGUUCACUUUUAUAUGGAGGUAUCAUUUUCAUUUGCUUUCACAAUGUUACUGUCUCUGGCAUAAAUAAAAAAAAAAAAUAUGUAGGAAACGCAGCGCUUAUGCAGCACUUAAUUUCUUACUCCAAGUUAAGGACAACGUGCAUUGAAGUUAAAUGGAAUGGGGACCUUCGUUUGGACUGCAGUGCAAACCGAAGCAAUACACAGAGGUUACUUGACAUCUGUUACAUGUGUGCUAUGCUUUAAAACAGGACAUGUAUCUAUUGUCAUAACAGGAGUGUAAAUGUAGAAGGACUCUCCUCCCCCAGUGUUAGUUACUUCAGGAAAUGCAUAUUGCCGUUUUUAUUGGCCUUACUUUGAUUUUAUGCUUUGGGAGUGUUGGGAGUGUUGGGAGUCAACAAAACAUUACUGUAACAACCCUCUCUCCUUUUUGUAGCAGGUCCCAUAUUUUGAAUGAUUCUUAUAUCCUGUCUUUUUCUGUUCAUAGCCAUACAUAAUGGUAAUUAAGCUGCAUUUGUGUUUCUAUAUAUAACAUAACAAAUAUGCUGCAACAUAUUCUGUAACAUGAGGCAUUGAUUUAUUGUCUUUUCUUAGGAUUCCAGUUUUAUUUAUUCUUUUUUUUUUCUUUUUUCAAAAAAGGUUAUGAUUUUGUGAACAAAUAUGGAUCUAUUCCCAGAGUCUCUCUGGAGCUUUCUGUUAAUUAGAAUACAUAUACUGUAUUUUCAAACUAGUAUUCUGUCAUAAAAAAAAUAAAGACACUGGGCCACGCCUUGUUUUCCAGUUAAAAAAAAAAUAAAGUGUAUUUCCAAACUGUCAAUAAAAUAUGAGUAAAGCCA
Megalops cyprinoides (Indo-Pacific tarpon) is the source of this 3341-nucleotide messenger RNA. RefSeq names its product moesin-like. The transcript has 13 exons. The record is from RefSeq and is a predicted model, not a curated record. NCBI's taxonomy places the organism in Eukaryota, Metazoa, Chordata, Actinopteri, Elopiformes, Megalopidae. Gene Ontology annotation, biological process: positive regulation of early endosome to late endosome transport; regulation of cell shape; positive regulation of protein localization to early endosome. Bases 245 to 1978 code for a protein of 577 amino acids. Gene Ontology annotation, molecular function: cell adhesion molecule binding; actin binding. Gene Ontology annotation, cellular component: filopodium; plasma membrane; microvillus.